Messenger RNA from Phymastichus coffea, 3949 nucleotides. RefSeq lists its product as uncharacterized. The coding region runs from base 330 to 1580 and encodes 416 amino acids. The transcript has 5 exons. The record is from RefSeq and is a predicted model, not a curated record. NCBI's taxonomy places the organism in Eukaryota, Metazoa, Arthropoda, Insecta, Hymenoptera, Eulophidae.
UGCUUCAGCGAGUCAUAAUAAGUAAAAUAUGAAUCGCAAUAGUUCUUACAUUUAGAAUUUAUAAUUUGAAAAAUGACUUUUCAAUUAUUUAUUUUGCGUUGGAAACGUACGUUUCAAAACAAAAAGAUAAAAAAACGGUAUAAAAACGAUGUGAUUGAUGACGGCGAAGAUUAAUUUGUAGCAAUAUCACAGUCAUGCAUAAUCCUUUAAUUUAUCGUUUACUCUUUAAUCGCGCUGCGUCGCUUCGUAGCGUCCAGUAUACCUAGUGCACGCUUUGCAAUCACUUCAGAUUGCGUUUGCGUUCCCCGUGUACCACAGCUGAAGUCGGAAUGGCCAAAGAGUCUGAAGAAAUAGGUGAUGACAUGUACAGGAGAAUCAGUGAAAUUGCGAACGCAUCGUUUGCUGAAAAAAUACUUCGAGACUCGGAACGAGAUAACAAUUUGAAAGUGCUCGGUGUUUCGAUAAAUCCGGCGACGAGCAGAGGUGACAAUUACACCAGUGACAUGUUUAGAGCAACUGUGGAAUACACUUGUCAGGAAAACAGUGAAAUAAUUACAAAAACAAAGUCGCUAAUUGUUAAAGUUGAGCCUCUGACCGAAGGCGUACAUCAGGAUAUGAUCUCAAAGUCAAGCCUUUUCUCCACGGAAAUUUCAAUGAUGACUGAUACACUGCCACUCAUGAACGAACUGCUCGGUCCCGAUUCACGACCCUUAAAUGGACGAGCCUUGUAUACUCAAAGUCAAAAUCCACCAUUGUUGGUAAUUGAAGAUCUGGCACCGCUGGGUUUCCAUAUGGCAGAUCGCCAAGCUGGACUCGACAUGGAUCACUGCCUUUUAGCUAUUCGUAAUCUCGCCAGAUUUCACGCCAGUUCUGUCGCUCUUUUGGAAAGAGAUCUCAAUCAAAAGACAAAAUACACUCGUGGUAUAUUUGAUAAAAACCAGCCAGCGGAAAUGCAACUUUUUUUCAAACAGGCAACCGCAGAAAUUAGCAAAGAAAUAACUAAUUGGCCGGAGCUUGAUCCUAGUAUUCCAGAGAAAAUUCGAAAACUGGCAGAUACGAUAUACGAAAAAGGAUGCAUGGCAAGCGCUUGUCGUGAAAACGAAUUCGUUGUUCUAAAUCAUGGUGACUUUUCUGUUAAUAACAUGCUAUUCAAAUAUAACGAGUCGAAUCGACCAAUCGAACAUAUAUUCGUGGAUUUCCAACUUUGUCUAUACACAUCGCCAGCUAUCGAUUUAAAUUAUUUCUUCAACACUAGCUUGACCGAUGAUACGCUGAUGCUGCACGAAGAAACAUUAAUAAACGAGUACACGUGUUCGCUGACCUCGGCAAUGGCAAAAGCAAAUUGCGCAACUAAGCCGCCCAGCCUCGAGGAAGUCAAGGCCAUGAUGCGAGAUCGUGCAUUGUACGGAAUGAUUGCUGCAAUCAACGUAUUUCCUUUUCUAUUGGCAAAUAAAGAGGAAAUUGGCGAUCUCAAUGAAGUAUUUAGCAGGGCAGACAAUCCAGCUUAUAAGGGGAAACUUUAUCGCAAGGCUAUGAUCAGACGACUUCCAAAAUUCGAUCAAAUGGGAAUUUUAGAUUAACUUAAUUUCCCGACUUUCGAUGGAAAUCAUUCGGUAGCGAUUGUUACCAACAAAAUUACAAUCGAGUUAUUCUAGAAAACAUCAGAGUUCACGUAAUAAGGAUAUGAUUACAAUAUUUCAUUAUUAUGUUUGAUAUUACUUAUAUCAAAUGAAAUUUUCAGUCACAUUUAGAUUUUAUUUACGUUUAUUAAUAACAUGAAUUAAUACAAGUAAAAAUUAGCUGACACAGACAAUUGAAGUGAGCUAGAAAAAAAAAAUGUGUUAAUAAAUACCCAGUCUUUAAAAUUAUGGAAUCGUGAUACGUCCCUGUAGCAUUAGCAAUGACACCUGUACGUGGGGGGUUCCCCGCUCUCUAUUGGAUUUCUCAACUGCGGGUGAGCGGACAAUAAUUGUAUAAUAAUAAUUCAAUAAUUGCGCGAUUUUAUUAUACAAAUUAUUGUACAUAAAUUAUUGUGUACAUUAAUAUAGCGUCAGAAUUGAUGCGCUCAUUCAUGCUAUAAUAUUAUACAUAAUAGUUUAUUCCUACCUUAAAAAUGAUGCGUAGCCUAUCAUCCAGUAUUGUGAUGGGUUGAUGCUAAAAAGAAGCGUGAAAUUUUAAAAUUCCGUAUACUUUGAAAUAUUGUUAUUAUAUAUCUAGCAGUGUGAGAUUUAUUUGUUAGUAGUAAAUUCAAUUUAUGAAUAAUUAACAUGGAUAAUAAUUUGCAGGAAUGAAAAUAUGCUGUUAAUAAUUGGUUUUAAGAACAUAAGACGUUAUGUUUUGAAAUUAUCAUUACAAAUCGUUCAUUUUUAUAACAUCUGUGAUACUAAAAUUAGUAAGUGGAUGUGUUUUUAAAAAAUCAAAAAAUUCAAACUAUUCAUAUUUUUACGAAAUAAAGUUUUUUAUAAAUUAUAUUUGAAUAAGUAGAAUAUAUUCUACUUCAAAAUUACAAUCUUAUCCAAUUUUUUCUGUGUGCCUUAUGAAUACUCUGAGCUAUAAGCUUUCCAAAUUGAAAAUAUGCGCGUACUGAAAUAUGUAAACAAACAUCAGAAGUUUUGCUGACUUUCGUGCAGUAGGGUAUGCGAUUGUAUCAAACAUCAGCAAAGUUACAAUUUAGCUCUAUAACGGAUCUCAUCAGUGAUGUUUAUAAAAUUUUAAAAAUAAAUAAAAUACAAUUGUUGCUGAAAAUGAUUUGAUACACGUUUAUUUCAAUAUCUGACAACCUUAACCAAUUGAAAAUGACUUUAUUUGAAAAAUUAUAAGUUUCGGUUAAUUAUGCUUUUUUACAAAAAAAGGUUAUAAAAAAAUCAUCUACCCGUAUUUCUUAAAGCUAUUUAAAUGCAAUUACACCAGAACGAAAGGUUUUCAAAGCUGUGCCCUCAAAAAAAUUAUUUUUUUUUGCAAUAGUAAAUUUUACGUUUUGGGGAUUUGUUCAUUUAUUUUGAAAUAUGAUAAGUACGAUAAAAGAUUAUAAAAUGUUUCAAGAUCAAAAUUCAAUCUGUUAAAAUCAGCGAAUAUACAACGGCUCCUUUUAAUUCAAAACAAAUUUUGAAAUUUUGUUUAUUUAACAAAAUGCUUUUUUAAUAUUAUUUUUUUAUUAAAAAAAAUGCUUUUUUAAUCAAACAGCAAACAUAAAACAGUAUUUAUAAAAAAAGAUGAUGUUGAAGAAGUAAAAUUUCGUCAGAAAAUUCGAUUGACCCGAAGUAUUCUACAUAAAAUAUUUCUAUAGAAAGUAAUAAAUAUUCGAAAGGAUUAUAUGUUUAAGUUUCUGUCCAUUAUUAAAAAAUGAUUAAGUAUAUAACUAUAUCAUGUGGAAUUUUUUGUACCAAUUAAUCGUUUAUUAAUUUUUCUGUAGAAUAAGACAGUAUAAGAUAAUAUUUCCUUUUUUAAAAAAUAGCACUUUAUUUAUUUGUAUUCAUUAAAAAAGCAUUAUAUUAAAUAAAAAACACUUAAUCAUUAAUGUAGAAUCGGUAUCUGUGCAAAAGGAAUUCGUCAGUUUCGUAUUUGAAUGAAAUCAAAAUUGUUAUAGGCUAUAUAAAAAAUUUUGAAAUAUAAUAUACAUACACGAAACAAUUCUGUGAUAUGAAAUGCUUAAUACCCGUUAAUAUUCAUUGAGUACCGAAGUUACUUCACAGUAUUUCAUAUGCGAAAUAACGAUUUAUAAUAUUCUCUUCGUUAUUGAUGAAAUUUAUUGGAUUUUUCGAAGCUAAACGUUACAACAAAGAUAAUAUUCAAUAAAUUAUUACAUGAAUAAAUAAGUAGAAAUAAGUAUGUAAUUGAAAUGCAUUAAAAUUGCUUUAUCAUGUUUUUUGAGGUGAGGCCGUUAAGUAAAUGUAGUGGGCGUUAUUUUCUAUUUCAUGCCUUAAAAUCGUUUUGACAGCAUAUCGUUUUG